AUCGCAUACUAGCGUACUAAAGAGAACGUCAAUAGCGCGUUAGCGCUGGUGCGGUGCUACCGGUGCGUACUAUUUACAUACACUCUGAAGUAAAGUAGUAUGUUUUUGACAUAGGCUCUAAUAAGACCAAGCUGCUGUACAAAAUGGCUGUGCUUCUGUAGGCAAACAAGUGGAACACGCUGAAGACUGCAAAACCUGACGUCUUCCACUGACUUGUGGGGUUCAUUAGUGUUACUCUGGAGAAAAACCCGUAACAGGCUCGGGAAUUAGCGGCUUAAACAUGGACACCACAGGCUCUCUGAAGAUGACUGCUAUGGCCUCCCAGAGCAUCUUCAGCCACGUGGAGGAGGAGAACCUGCCAGCUGUGAGAGCUUACCUGGACAAACACCGUGACGUGGACAGCAGGAGUGAUAGCGGACAGACUCCUCUCAUGUUGGCGGCUGAGCAGGGCAGCGUUGAGAUUGUGCAGGAACUCAUAAGAAGAGGAGCCAAUGUUAACCUGGAUGACGUGGACUGCUGGACUGCACUGAUUUCCGCCUCCAAGGAGGGCCAUGUAGAGGUGGUGAAGGAGCUGCUGGCCAACAAUGCAAAUCUGGAGCACAGAGACAUGGGCGGCUGGACCGCUCUUAUGUGGGGAGCGUAUAAGGGUCGUGUGGAGGUGGCUCGUCUUCUGCUGGAGAAAGGAGCAAACCCGAACAUCACUGGUCAGUACAGUGUAUACCCCGUCAUUUGGGCAGCAGGCCGAGGCCAUGCCGAAAUUGUUCGGCUUCUACUACAACACGGUGCUAAAGUCAACUGCUCUGACAAGUAUGGCACCACGGCAUUGAUCUGGGCAGCGAGGAAAGGUCAUUAUGACUGUGUGAUGCACCUGCUGGAGAACGGUGCAAAUGUGGACCAGGAAGGAGCGAACUCGAUGACAGCUCUGAUAGUGGCAGUGCGUGGUGGUUACACAGAGGUGGUGAAAGAGCUACUGAAGAGAAACCCCAACGUCAACAUGACUGAUAAGGACGGAAACACGGCACUGAUGAUCGCUGCAAUGGAGGGCCACACUGAGAUAGUGCAGGACCUGCUGGACGCAGACACCUACGUCAACAUUCCUGACAGGAGUGGAGACACGGUUCUAAUUGCGGCAGUGAGAGGAGGCCAUGUGGAGAUUGUCCGAGCUUUGCUGAAUAAAUACGCUGACAUUGAUGUUAAAGGCCAGGACGGCAAGACUGCCCUCUACUGGUCAGUAGAAAAAGGCAACGCCACCAUGGUGCGAGAUAUCCUGCAGUGUAACCCAGACACAGAGGCCUACACCAAGGAAGGGGAGACUCCACUAAUUAAAGCUACCAAAAUGAGAAACAUUGAGAUUGUUGAGCUUCUUCUUGACAAGGGAGCGAAAGUGUCUGCUGUGGACAAGAAAGGAGACACAGCGCUGCACAUUGCCAUCAGGGGUCGGAGCAGAAAGUUGGCUGAGCUGCUCUUGAGGAACCCGAAAGAUGGCCGCCUACUCUACAAGCCCAACAAGCAGGGCGAGACGCCCUACAACAUCGACUGCACGCACCAGAAGAGCAUCCUCACCCAGAUCUUUGGUGCCAAGCACUUGUCCCCUACGGAGUGUGAUGGCGACAUGCUGGGUUAUGAUCUGUACAGCAGCGCGCUGGCUGACAUCCUUAGCGAGCCCACCAUGCAGCCUCCCAUCUGUGUGGGUCUGUAUGCUCAGUGGGGCAGCGGCAAAUCCUUCCUGCUCAAGAAGCUGGAGGAUGAAAUGAAGACGUUUGCAGGCCAGCAGGUGGAGCCAUUGUUUCAGUUCUCCUGGAUGGUGGUGGUGCUGACUCUGCUGCUAUGCGGCUCUGUAGCUGUGAUUCUUGGCUUCUCCGUCGAUCCCAGGCUGGCCAUUGCUGUGGCUCUCAGCCUGCUUGCCCUGCUUUACAUAUUUUUUGUGCUGGUGUAUUUUGGCGGGCGCAGAGAGGGCGAGAGCUGGAGCUGGGCAUGGCUCAUCAGCACCAGGCUUGCACGCCACAUUGGCUACCUAGAGCUGCUGCUGAAACUGAUGUUCGUCAACCCACCAGAGCUUCCUGAGCAGACUACCAAGGCCUUGCCUGUCAGAUUUCUGUUUACAGACUAUAACCGCCUGUCGAGUGUGGGUGGAGAGACCUCCAUGGCUGAGAUGAUUGCCACGCUAUCAGAUGCAUGCGAAAGAGAAUUUGGUUUCUUGGCCACUAGACUCUUCAGAGUCUUUAAAAAUGAUGAGACACAAGGAAAGAAGUGGAAGAAGACGUGCUGCGUGCCAUCUUUUGUUCUGUUUGCACUGACUCUGGCGUGCCUGGUGACAGGUAUGGCCCUCUUGGCUAUAUUUAAAGUGGAUUCAGCUAACGUGACUGUAAAAGCGGUGCUAGUGGCUGUGGCCAGUGUGGUUGGCCUCGCUCUGUUGCUCAACUGCAGGACCUGGUGGCAGGUGGCCGACUCUGUGCUGCGCUCGCAGAGGAGGAGGCUGCACAGCGCCGCCAACAGCAUGCACAAGCUGAAGAGCGAGGGAUUCAUGAAGGUGCUUAAAUGUGAAGUGGAGCUCAUGGCUAAAAUGGCAAAGACCAUCGAUGGCUUCACUCAGAAUCAGACUCGUCUGGUCGUCAUCAUCGAUGGCCUGGACUCCUGUGAGCAAGAUAAAGUGCUGCAGAUGCUGGAUACGGUGAGGAUUCUCUUCUCCAAGGGCCCCUUCAUCUCCAUCUUUGCCAGCGACCCCCACAUCAUCAUUAAAGCCAUCAACCAGAACCUGAACAGCGUGCUGCGUGAUUCCAACAUCAACGGCCACGACUACAUGCGCAACAUAGUGCACCUGCCCGUCUUCCUGAACAGCCGUGGCCUCAGCACGGCCAAGAAGCUCUCCAUGGCUGCGCCAACCAACGGAGAUCUGCUUGCUGCUGAGGCAUGGCAUGAGGAUGCGGACAGAAAGUUUCAGUCUCAGAACAGUCUCGGAGAGCAGGCCAAGCAGGGCAGUAAAUCGACUCUGAACAGGAGGGAUACAUACCGGAGGCGUCAGAUGCAGCGUACAGUCACACGCCAGAUGUCUUUUGACCUGACCAAGCUGCUACUUACUGAGGACUGGUUUAGUGACAUCAGCCCUCAGACAAUGAGGAGACUCCUCAACAUCGUAUCAGUCACAGGGCGACUCCUCCGAGCCAAUCAGAUCAUCUUCAACUGGGACCGGCUGGCGUCAUGGAUCAACCUAACGGAGGAGUGGCCCUACCGGACGUCCUGGCUCAUCCUCUUCCUGGAGGAGAACGACGUCGUCUCGGAUCAGGUCACACUCAAAACCAUCUACGAGAGGAUUUCUAAAAACAUCCCCACCACCAAAGAUGUGGAACCCUUGCUGGAAAUCGACGGAGACAUCCGCAGCUUUGAAGUGUUCCUGUCCUCCCGAACCCCCGUGCUCACGGUGCAUGAUGUGGAGAUGUUCCUACCCUGCACCGUCAACUUGGACCCCAAACUUCGAGAGAUCAUUGCAGAUGUGCGUGAUGCCCGGGAGCAGAUGCACCUCGGAGGAGUGAGCUAUCCCACAAUGCCCCUGCAUGAGGCUCCGGCGAGGCCGCACUCAGUGUUUGGCCAGGGUCCUGCAGCCUGCUCGCCCACCGGCUCCUUUCCCGCACAGACUCACAGCAGCUACUUCAGUGGCCUCACUGGCCCACAGCACCCCUUCUACAACCGGCCUUAUUUCCCUCCUCAUGUUUAUCACGUGCCCCGUCAUUAUCCCGGCAACCCCCUCCAUGCCCCCUCCCGCCCUUCCUCCAAACUGGCCUUCCAUAAGGACCACAACUCUGGACUAGGUGUUAUCAGAGAAGAUGCCUUUGAAGGUUCCCCCUCCCUCACCUCCCCCUCUAUGACAAAGUCUCAGCCUCCCAGAGUGAAGCAGGGCACUGAUUCUGCAGUAACCCCUGGGCUCCUUAGCUCUCUUAGCACUGAUGGUGUAUGUGAAAGACUGCGCCAAAUCGAGGGCUUGGACCCUAGCAUGAUGGAGCAAUACAUCACCACUAUCAAAAAGGCGAAUGUGAACGGUCGUGUCCUGUGCCAGUGUCAACUGGAGGAGCUCAAGAAGGAGAUGAACAUGAAUUUUGGGGACUGGCAUCUCUUCAAAGCAAUGGUGCUGGAGCAGCGGCAGGUGGAGAGCCAGCUGCUGCAGGAGGAAUGUGUGAGGGAUAGUGAGCAGGGCAGCAGUGCAUUGGUUCAGCCUGAACCUCCUCCUGUCUGUUCUACAGCAGCCCCCCACAGCAGCCUACAGUACAGCCUGAACCUCAGCUUCGAGGAGCUCAGCAAUGCCGGACUGGAGGAGCCCGCCAGACCCCCCGUCAACCACUGGAUGGUCGUGACCCACAGGACUCCCAGCAUGUCCAGUCUGAAUUCUCAGGAGUCAUCCAAUGACAUUAGUAAGUUGACUGACAGGCAGCAAGCAGAGUACCGCAGUGCCUACCAGGACUACAUCUCUCACAUGGCCCAGCUGGAGGCAGGCGGCUCUGGGGCUGAGAGAUCAGAUGACAAGGCCAAGGAUGGUGAGCAGGAAGGCCGCAAACCCUUCAAGAGAAACUCUAAAGCAGGAGAAAGUGUGAUGGACUACUCCACUACCCAGGACUCUGGUCUUCUCCAUCCAAUCACGGAGGAGGACGAGAAACCAGAGCGUAAACCCUCUGUGAACCGCACCAAGGGACCGGGGCCGCGUUACCACAGCGUACCCAAUGAAGAGGAUGAGGAGGAGUGUGUGCCCGAGGAGACUGAUGCCACACCCCUCCUCUGGGAAGAGCAGCAAGAGGAGGUGCAGGCAAAGAGCUUUGUCUCUGCCGGGAUGGACAAAAAAGAGUCGUCUGACUCAGGCAUGAGGUCGAGUGGCAGCUCCUCUAAUCAUUCACUGCAGGACGAGGAGAGUGAGGAGGCUCAGGAAGAGGAUGAGAAGUCAAAAGAGGAAGACCUUGUGACCACAAUUCGCAUGUCCAUCUGCUCAGAAGCUCUGUCUGAGGCCAGCAGCCCUGAGGAGAACUGGGCCACCUCACACACACACACGCAGGCCGUCACCAACCUGAACCAGGCAGCCAGCAACAACUCGCCCCUCAACAACAACAAUAACGGAGACGAGCGCAGCCUCAUCAUCUCUCCAGGAUCGAGCACCGGCACCAGAACUCUCCUCAACCACAACCUUCUCACAGUGCGAAUGAAGAAGAGCACAAACGCCACGCAGGACGACGGCAGUGAAGAGCGAGAGAGUGUGCUGUAAAGAGCAGGAUGACUUUUUUUUUUUAAUGAACUGAAAUCAACAUGGUACAGAGAAAGAGUUUGUCCUACUAUUCUCAGUUCAUGAUAAAUGUGCAAUUGUGCAGAGUGGAGGUGCUGAGUAAAUAAUUCUAUGUAUUUAAUGGAAGCUUUUCAGGUAAUAACAGACAUCUUUGGUCAAUAGGGUGCUACAAAACAAUGCAAUCAUCAACUAAUUUAGAAUUGUUACUGUUGUAGGCUGUUUUGCAGCUAGGAUCAUGGUCUAUAACGUGUGGAAUUAUUAUGUGUAAUUUACAUUAGGUCAGUGACUAAACAUGUAGAGGUGGAUAGUUAUUUAACUGUUAUAACAGUGAAGAGAAAAAUGCUUGCGUUAUGUGUAAAGCAACUUCUCAAAAAUUGAUCAUUAGUGCACUGAAGGUAAAUGCUUUAUGUUUAUGUUUAUUAUUUAUUAAUCUUUUGUGAAGCUGUUCGUGCAUAUUAGUGUUAGCUAGUGAAUAAAAAAAGGCUUCUAUGGAAUAAAAAAAGGCUUCUAUGAAAAUCCUGUGUGCUGUGUAAGUGUGAUGAGUAGUUGACAUUUCCUCAAAAUGCAUGACCAUGUUUCAGGAAGUAAUAAACACUGCAUUGCAAACACUG
Pangasianodon hypophthalmus (striped catfish) is the source of this 5871-nucleotide messenger RNA. RefSeq names its product kinase D-interacting substrate 220a (gene kidins220a). The transcript has 31 exons. The coding region runs from base 281 to 5242 and encodes 1653 amino acids. Lineage: Eukaryota; Metazoa; Chordata; Actinopteri; Siluriformes; Pangasiidae. Gene Ontology annotation, molecular function: protein binding. The record is from RefSeq and is a predicted model, not a curated record.